Molecule: messenger RNA, 1124 nt
Organism: Phoenix dactylifera (date palm)
Lineage: Eukaryota; Viridiplantae; Streptophyta; Magnoliopsida; Arecales; Arecaceae
Product: protein THYLAKOID ASSEMBLY 8, chloroplastic-like
Biological process (GO): Group II intron splicing; chloroplast organization
Molecular function (GO): RNA binding; protein binding
Source: RefSeq, a predicted model, not a curated record
AACGGUCCUUCAUCGAUGAGUUCGGGUGCUGUACCCCCGUGCUCGCUCGAUACUCAUCUCGUCCCGGGUGUCACCGCCGGAAUCCACGAGCAUUCCAUGGCCUCGACGGCUCUCCUAAACCCGGCUUUCGCUAUCCGCCCCUCGCCUUCCCUUCUCCGCCUUCCCAAACCCCACGCCACUCUCAUCUUCUGCGGCCCCCGGGACAACCGCGGCCCGCUCCGCCGCGGUCGGACCCUCAGCUCCGAGGCCAUCCUUGCCAUCCAGGCCCUCAAGCGCGCCCGCGGCGACGAGCACAAGGUCGAACACAUCGUCUCCACCACUCUUAGCCGACUUAUCAAGGCCGACCUCCUCGCCGCCCUCGCCGAGCUCCAACGCCAGGACCAGUGGCGCCUCGCCCUCACCGUCUUCGCCGCCGCCGGCCGCGAGCCCUGGUACAAGCCCGACUUCUCCCUCUACGCGGCGAUGGUCUCCACCCUGGCGAGGUGCGGGGUGGCGGAGGAGAUCGAUGUCUUGGUGUCGAAUUUGUUGAAGGAGAAGGAGAUGGAGGGAGGGAUCUCGUUGGAGGACAUCCGGGGACUCACCCAGCUCUCGAAGGCAUUGGUUGCGGCUGGGAGGGGGAAGGUUUUGAGGGACAUUUAUAGGGAGAUAAAGAGAGGGGGUUGCGACCCCGAUGAAUACUUGUUUAAGCUUAUGAUCAGAGGGUUGAGGAGAUUAGGAGAAGGAGAGGCUGCCGACGAGGUGGAGAAGGAUUACGAGCGGUGGUUUGAGGGUGGUGCAUUGACCCAGCCGCUACCUGUUUGAUGAAAUGUUUCACCGAGCAGUAAGGUUAGCUGCCUUGUGGUGGAUCUCCAACCCUGGUGCUCUUUCUUCCUGAUGUGUGAUUCAGUAGUAAACUCCAACCCAGAGAUCAGUUGGUUGAGUAGGCUAUAUAUAUAUAUAUAUAUAUAUAUAUAUUCUGGAGUCAUGUAUAGAUGGAAAACUUAUUACAGCGCGAUAAGACAAUUUCUUUACAACAUGUAGCUCUUCUUUUCCCUCUUUCCUGAAGAAGUUUAGAUGCUUAGGAUUUGAUAUGUUUCAUGAUAGUUGCAUGUUUUGAUUCCAAAUGUAUAGCUUUUAAGUGGAUU